AUGGAAGGUUUUAUGUCUUCCGAUCUGACGCCGUUUUGGCCAUCAACACCAUCACCUCCACCAGCAUCUCCACAAUCUUCCUCUGCUUCAAAUACAAUCGACCCUUCAAAGAAACCCUUCAACAGCGCCUUCAAACUCUGGGGUGACGGGUACUACGAAGGCGAAGAAGACAAGGGCAAGCGCAACACGGUGUCGUCUGCUGAACAAGAGCACCGGAAAGAGGUCCUCCGUCAGCUCAAUUCUCUUAUUUCCGGCCAACAAGCACCGACUGAUGAAGCCGUCGAUGAAGAAUCUUUCGUUAACGGAUGUGGACUUCCCGGCCAAGCCUUUUUCAGUUCGUCGCCGGUUUGGCUUGCCGGCGCAGACAGACUCGCCGACUCGCACUGUGAGCGAGCCCGGCAAGCCCAAGUGUUUGGAUUUCAGACUUUGGUUUGUAUACCGUUCUCAGAUGGCGUGGUGGAGCUGGGUUCAACAAAAUUGAUAUUUCAGGUCUCGGAUCUCAUGAAUAAGGUUAGGGUUUUGUUGAAUUUUAACAGUACAGAAAUGGGAUCGGGAUCGGAAUCGGAAUCGGAAUCGGAAUCGUGGUCUAUGCCAACGGAGCACGGCGAGAAUGAUCCGUCGGCGCGUUGGCUGACCGAUCCUUCGUCGUCGGCCAAGGAUUCUGUUAAUACCGCUCCGGGAAAUUCAAUUUCUUCGCUUAGUCACCUUGUACAAAAAAAAAAUGUUGGGAAAGAAGAUGGGUUCAGUGAAGAAACUAGCAAAGAAGGUGAUGUUCGACCGCGAGUCCUCGCAAUACGAGUGUUUGCCACGGGAGAGAGAAUUGCAAUUGCCUUCCGCGGCCCCAACUGGGUUUUUCUCCCUAGCUAUGUUGGAGAGGAGAGACGACAAUUCGUGGUGCCAACCAGGUACCGCUUUCAUCCUCUAUUAAAAAUAAUGUUAGAGAGGCCCUACGACGAGUUCGGGUUUGAGCAAAGUAAUGGGCUAGUGGUUCCAUUUAGUGUUACUGCUUUCCAAGAGGUGGUAAAUGCUGUGGAGUGCUGCAAUGGAAGGUUUGCUUUUGGAAAUUUAGUUGAUGAGUUUAUUUAG
Molecule: messenger RNA, 1086 nt
Organism: Ilex paraguariensis (yerba mate)
Lineage: Eukaryota; Viridiplantae; Streptophyta; Magnoliopsida; Aquifoliales; Aquifoliaceae
Source: the annotation of a GenBank genome assembly